Molecule: messenger RNA, 684 nt
Organism: Penicillium vulpinum
Lineage: Eukaryota; Fungi; Ascomycota; Eurotiomycetes; Eurotiales; Aspergillaceae
Product: GPI anchored serine-threonine rich family protein
Exons: 5
Coding region: 1-684 (227 amino acids)
Source: RefSeq, a predicted model, not a curated record
AUGCGUCUCUCACUCAUUCUGUCUCUCCUGCCUUUGGCCCUCUCCGUUGGAGCCAUCAACGUCACCGAGCCCACCAAGAACGAUAAGCUCGAUGUUUCCGGCUCUUUCACCAUCAAGUGGACUCACGUCAACACCGAUGCCUCCUCCGUUGACAUCGUCCUUGUCAACAAUGACAUCUACCCCCCCGUCUCGAAGAAGAUUGCCUCCGGCAUCGACACCUCCGAUGGUUCCUACUCUGCCAGCGGCGUGAAGGAUGUCGCCGAAGGUUCCGGUUUCCAGAUCAACCUUCUCUCCACCGAAGCCCAGAACACCGGCAUCCUCGCCCAGUCCCAGAAGUUCGAGGUGACCGAGGCUGAGAACAGCUCUUCCACCGCUUCCACCACUGGCACUACUACCGGUACUUCUUCCACUGUCUCUUCUGUCUCUUCUACUGCCUCUACCUCCGCUUCUACCUCUACUGGUGCCACCACCACUGAGACCGAGGCUUCCACUACUGCUUCCCAGUCUACUUCUACCGGAACUUCCACCGGCACCAAGACCAACUCCGGUAUGACCACCUCCGCCACCGGCUCCGCUACCGGCUCUGCCUCUGCCUCCCCCACUGCCUCCGAGGGUGCUGCUAUGGCUCUGGUUGCCCCCGGUGCCGUUGCUGGCCUUCUGGCUGGUCUCCUCGCUCUCCUGUAA